CCGUCUGGGGAGCACGAGCCCGCGGGUGGCGCGCAGCGCAUGGUGGCGGCUCCUCUCGGAGCGCAGCCGACCCGCUGACCCGGGCUCCGUUUCCCCUGACCAGCGCGUCCCGGAGGCCGGCUGGAGGCCGAAACAGCAGCAGCAUUAGCAGCAGCAGCGGUCGCGGCUGCUCCGCCGCCGCCGUCUCCGCGGGAGCAUGGAGUGCGCCCUGGACGCCCAGAGCCUGAUCAGCAUCUCCCUGCGCAAGAUCCACAGCUCCCGGACCCAGCGCGGCGGCAUCAAGCUGCACAAGAACCUCCUGGUGUCCUACGUGCUCCGCAACGCGCGCCAGCUCUACCUGAGCGAGCGCUACGCCGAGCUCUACCGGCGCCAGCAGCAGCAGCAACAGCAGCAGCCGCCCCACCACCAGCACCAGCACCUCGCGUACGCGGCGCCGGGCAUGCCGGCCAGCGCGGCCGACUUCGGCCCGCUCCAACUUGGCGGCGGCGGGGACGCGGAGGCGCGCGAACCUGUCGCCCGGCACCAGCUGCACCAGCUCCACCAGCUCCACCAGCUGCACCUCCAGCAGCAGCUGCACCAGCACCAGCACCCGGCGCCCAGGGGCUGCGCGGCGGCGGCGGCCGGGGCGCCCGCGGGCGGCGCGGGGGCGCUCUCGGAGCUGCCCGGGUGCGCCGCGCUCCAGCCGCCGCACGGCGCGCCCCACCGCGGGCAGCCCUUGGAGCCGCUGCAGCCGGGUCCUGCGCCGCUGCCGCCGCCCGCGCCCACCGCGCUCUGCCCGCGGGACCCUCGCGCCUCGGCCGCCUGCUCCGCGCCCUCCGCGCCCCCAGGGGCCGCCCCUCAGGCGGCUACCGCCGCCUCCCCGCCCACCUCCCCGGCCCCCGCCUCCUCCCCCGGCUUCUACCGGGGCGCGUACCCGGCCCCCUCGGACUUCGGCGUGCACUGCAGCAGCCAGACCACCGUGCUGGACCUGGACACUCACGUGGUGACCACGGUGGAGAACGGCUACUUGCACCAAGACUGCUGCGCCUCCGCCCACUGCCCCUGCUGUGGCCAGGGCGCCCCGGGACCCGGCCUGGCGUCCGCCGCCGGCUGCAAGCGCAAGUAUUACCCAGGCCAGGAGGAGGAGGACGACGACGAGGAGGACGCGGGCGACCUGGGGGCCGAGCCCCCCGGGGGCGUCCCGUUCGCCCCCUGCAAGCGCGCCCGCUUCGAGGACUUCUGCCCGGACUCGUCCCCGGACGCGUCCAACAUCUCAAACUUGAUCUCCAUCUUUGGCUCGGGCUUCUCCGGGCUAGUGAGCCGACAGCCGGACUCCUCUGAGCAGCCGCCGCCGCUCAACGGGCAGCUGUGCGCCAAGCAGGCGCUCGCCAGCCUCGGCGCCUGGACUCGAGCCAUUGUCGCCUUCUAGGGACCCCCGAGGGCACGGGGACCCGGGGCCCCGCGGGGCUGGGGCCAGACAAAGACUCGGCCAAGGGGCGAGAGGAGGGAACGAACGGGCGCCCGGCCACUCGGGGCUGAGCUGGGGGCGAGUAAAGGGAGAUGGCUGAUGUUUUAUAAAUUGUAAAAUAAAAAAAAAAGAAAUCUAA
Eubalaena glacialis (North Atlantic right whale) is the source of this 1586-nucleotide messenger RNA. It is a transcript of the gene IER5L, whose product is annotated as immediate early response 5 like. Bases 197 to 1408 code for a protein of 403 amino acids. Lineage: Eukaryota; Metazoa; Chordata; Mammalia; Artiodactyla; Balaenidae. The transcript has a single exon. The record is from RefSeq and is a predicted model, not a curated record.